This is a messenger RNA of Fomitiporia mediterranea MF3/22, 604 nucleotides long. RefSeq lists its product as uncharacterized. The record is from RefSeq and is a predicted model, not a curated record. The transcript is spliced from 5 exons. NCBI's taxonomy places the organism in Eukaryota, Fungi, Basidiomycota, Agaricomycetes, Hymenochaetales, Hymenochaetaceae. Bases 118 to 387 code for a protein of 89 amino acids.
GCAACGUUGUUUGCCACCUCUCAUCUUGAUCCUUUGUCGCUGCAUUCGAUAGAAGAAUAUGUGGUGCCUUUGUUGUGCUGCUUAGACCUAUAGCUCAUUAGCAAGCUCUGCAAAUUUAUGUGCUUGUGCCAUAAAAGUGAUGGUUUCCACCGGCAUCCUCAUUCCAAGCUAUUGCAACUGAUUGGAGGAUAUCAAACCUGUUACCUCAGAUCUGUGUACUUGGGCAUACUAGACGAUGAAGCUUUUGAGUAUGAGCUAGAACGCUAUUGUAAUUUACAGGAGGUUAGGCAACAAAAGCUUGUGGCUGCAGUGAAGCAACAUUCCUAUGAUCUUGCGCUUCAAUAUUCUGCACGAGCGCUUUUAGUUUCUCGGGGCGAACACUAUUGAAAUACCCCUGCUCCUCUGGCUGUUUGAGGCAUGGGACGGUUGGUGGACACGUAGAUUGGUCCUGACUCCUUCCUUGUUUAUGCUUCUAAGUUCUCGUUACUGUUUUCUAUGGAUUGGAAGCAUUGUGGAGGCGAAUGUGGGUGAGGUCAAGAACUCUAACAUUAAUGGCUUUUAUGGGAUGUGCUGUUAUAUUCUUUUCGCUGCUCCUUAGUUACAG